This is a messenger RNA of Marchantia polymorpha subsp. ruderalis, 3714 nucleotides long. The record is from the annotation of a GenBank genome assembly. Lineage: Eukaryota; Viridiplantae; Streptophyta; Marchantiopsida; Marchantiales; Marchantiaceae.
CCAUGGAUCCAGGCAAAGAAAGGGAAAAGCCAAAGGAGGGAGGCAACGGGGAACGGGAAGCGGUAGAAGUGCAUCGGGACUGGAGAGAGGGAUGGGACGAUGAGAGGAGCACGAGGCGACAUGCCAGGAGUCAUGCUGCGUUAGGAGGAUUCUUAGUCGCAGGCAGUGCCAGGCGCACACUGGCAGAAGCCGCGGGGCGACGACAAGAGAAUAGAGCAACGCCGUGCAGCCGAUUGUGAUAGAAAUGUGUGGAUUUGUUUAGUGUGCUCGAGCCGCGCCGUUGUGUCUAUAAUUUCUCGCCGAAGAUGAGGGAGCAAGGGAGUGAGAUGCUGUGAGGAGAUUUUUCCAGUGUACUCUCGACGUUGAGAGUGAGUGAGCAUCGCUUGUUCGCGAGGUUUCUUCGAAGGACGGAGGAACCGGCUUUCGGGCUUGGGGUGAUACUAGCAGAUUGUAGUCGCGAGGUAGCAAAAGCAGGCGGACCUGCUUCAGGAUCAGGGUAGUUGAGGUCCUCCAGUGCUUGUUCGAUACAGCAGCGCAGGGGCGGAGAUAUGGGCAAACCUGGUGGUCAUGCAUUGAUUGAGACUUCGAUUACUCUACCACCCGCUUUAUCUUGAGAAGGAUGUACAUUCCAUGGACGGCCAAAGUACAGUGGUCCCGACGGGGGGCUGCUCCCUUCCGCUUUUUCACCUUUCUUCUUGCUCUUCUGCUCGGUAUUCCUGUGGCCAUGGGUUAGUGUCUCCGGGGCUACCUUGGUCAUUAGAAAAAUCCUGUGGCAGUUUUGUUAGAAACAGAACCUCUGAGCGGUACUGCAGUGGAGGAGGUUCUGCCAGGGCUGGACAGAGAAGACUUCGAAAAGAAUCACAUAAGCUGGUGAUUACUGGUGGUGUGACUUGCUCCUACAGGAAGAGUUCUGAUUCCACAAAAAGAAGGGAGGAAUUUUCGUUAGAUUCGGAAAGGGCUUCGGAAAGACUACUUGCUGGUGCGGAUGUUAGACGCGGAGUUGUUGAUGCUUACACCAACAGAGACGAUAACCGGGAAAGAUACAGAGGUCAAAGAGAGGGUCAUGCAGGUGGAGUUAGAUUGCACAAGAACGACCGUAGCAGAUCAGGAAGAAUUCUACCAGAUGAACAUAGCUUGCAGGGAUCCGAAAAGCACUUGGGAAAAGCUUCACAGGGUGCAACAGGUAGUCGACCUUCAGAUGGACGCGAUGUCCAGUGUAUUGAAGAGGGCGGAGAAGAAAUCACGGAGGGAAACAUAACGGGUAGAAUUAAGAGGCCAGGGGAUCAAAUAACUGACCUGGCUGGGGACUCUAGUAGACUGAUUGCCAGACAACCAAUUCUUAAUAUUCCUAAAAGUGAAUUGAUGAAAAUUGAGGAGCUGAGAUUUUCCGGAGAUCUGCGGGAAGGGGAUUCCGGCCCACAAGUAUUAAACUUGCAGAGGGCCCUUUUCUGGCUGGGUCAUCUUCCGGGACUUUCACUCACUGGGUAUUUUGGCCCAGAAACAACAAGAGCCUUGCAAGAGUUCCAUACAGUCCAUGGAGUACCAAGUUCUGGUGUCUGGGGAUUCCAUUCUCAACAGGCCUUGCGGAAACAUCUCCAACCUGAAUCGUAUCGACUUGAUACUGUUGAAAAACUUGGUACGAAAGGGUCCUCGAAAUCUUCUUCUCGUCUUUCUGAAAUUUGGCCUCUUGCCAAGAGUAUAUCCGGCAAGAUGGUGCACAGUGGGCAUCAUGCUCGUCGAGCGGUUCAGCUGUGGUAUUCAAAAACACUGCCCGGUAGCACGGACAUGACUGACUUUAUGGCGUCAGUAUCUUCGGCGCCUCAGUUGUCCUCAGUCUCUGGGCGGGUCGGUCUAUUUCUCAUAGGCAUUGUCGUACUAUCGAGUAUUGCUAAAGUGUGGAUCGCAUUAUUCGGGAGGCCACAAGGCCAGCCAGUUCGGAGACGAGUUAUGAGUUGGCGGAAUGAUGUGAAUUUACGCGAGUCUACGAGGAAAACUCUACGCACCCAGUCUGGUCGGCCACAGGGACCUCUCAAGAUUUCUGAAAAUGAUGGUUUUGUGAGGAGGCCCCGUAACCGUUCCCUUCCAACGUCAAAAGAGCAGCAGGAAAACAAUCAUAAUUUGCUUGACAGGCUGGUUCUCUUUGAUGGCCAAGUGCUUCGUGGAGACGGUCCAAGUAAUGCGAAGUCACUGCCUAGUAUGAGUUCAGGGUUAGAUGUUCUGGCUCAAAAUAGUUCGGAUGAUCCUUCUCGCUCUUCUGUUUGGAACAAAGUUUCUCAUAUGUCUCCAGCAGAGCUACCACAUCACUCGGGUGUGGAUGUGGAGCAAGAGAAGACAGUUUAUGGUUUUGAUCGAUAUGUGAAGCUUGAAGCGGAUCCUCCAAGAAAAUAUCAACUUUUCUCACAAAUUGAGACUUCAUCCAGGCUUAGCGGUCGGGAUCCAAGCCGUCCUGCCAGAGACACUCCUUACGAUUCGCCGAAUCCCAGUUGGCCAGCCUGGAUGGGGAACUUCUUUUCGAACAUUUUUCCGGACAAAGAAAGAUAUUCCUCACAAAAGCUUGCUUUUCGCAGGACUGUUAGGCGUGGUAAUUCUCCUGUAAGAACAAAGUUCUCCGAGAAAGUUUCCUCGGAGGGAAAGUCAUCGUUAAGAUUGAAUAGAGUGGAUAGAGUUCCAGUGGAUGAGAAUGAUUUGGGGAAGUGGCAUGAGGACGAUGAGUCGGACUUAAGGAGGCAGGUCGAGGAGAUGCACCGAACAGUCCAGGCAGCUAACCAAACUCGGAUGUCUGCCAUGCGUGCUCUUGCCGAAGAGAGAAUGCGAAGCUUAGAGCUAGAAAAUAAAAUUAGUCGGCAGAAAGAAGCUGCUGCGUCUCUUGAAGAAGAGGUGCGUGUGCUGAAGGAAUCUCAUGAUGCUCUAUUGGCAUCAUUGAGGAAGAAAUAUAGUUCGUCUGCUGCAGCCCGAGCAGCAGCCGCCUUGCUUUACCAAAAUUGGGACAGCAGUGACAGCAAUGCCAGAGUCUAAGUCUACGAUGCAUAUUGAAGGUGAUAUUACUAUGAGGUUGGAGUAUACUAUUUGGUACUCGUAACGUCAAGAGUCUUUCACAUGCACCUUUUCCGUAAUUUUUGUCGUUCUCAUCUCAUGUAACAUAAACCAGUUCGUUAUUGUGUGUAGUCAGAAUAUUUUUUCAAUAAAGGCUUCCUGCAUGCACCCAAGGUAAACGAGAAGAAAGAAAAAACUUUUGGGCACGUUUUUUCGUUGGCUUUCUUACUGUAUAGUCUCUCUUAUGUUUAAAUCUUACAGGGAUCUACCUUGCUUUCGGGGUAGUGGAUCUCUUUUCUUGACGAGCUGUACUUUCUUUUAUGGGUAUCUCUUGUAUGAUAAAGUGCAAGCUAAAGUGACAGGUCAAUGGUACUAGCCCUUUUGAUCACGAUGACGACAUCUUUAGUUUACUUGCCAUUGUAUAGGCGAUCUUCGUUCUUUUGAAGAAAUAGCCACUUUUGUCUCAAGUGAACCGGAAAGGUCUCCCUUCAACGGUCUCUGCGCUUUAUUUGCGAUCUUUUGUGCAAGUUCUCACUUACUAAGUUCAUCUUAAAUACUAGCAUUUAUUAAGUCUCGCAGACUCCUGCGGCUUCGGUGUUGCUAAUCGGAGCUUCGGAGCCCUGUUUCCACCAAUACAGCCGUCUGGUCGCCAGUCCAACUGUUUUGUACUCGUUGUCUUCC